AUGCUGCUUUCCAAAAUAAAAAGAAUUGCAAAUUUUUUAUUGUUUGGUGUGGUAAUGAUUUUUUAUUUCGAAGGAAUUAUAUUGUUAGGUUUUUUAUUGAUUAUCAUAACAUUAUUAAGAGUUGGAGAUGCUACAAAAUACAUAAAAAGAAUUUGGUUUCAUUUAACAAUAUCUGUCCUGUCAUUUUUAUUUCCAAAACCAAUUUAUAUUUAUUAUGAUCCCAAAAUUUUAAGAAAAACUAAGAAUAUUGUGAUAUCUAAUCAUUUAACUGAAUAUGACUGGCUUAUGCUUUUUACAGUACUUUAUCGACUAAAAAGAUUUGAUAAUAUAUGCAUUAUUUUAAAAAAUAGUCUUAGAAAUAUUCCUUUGCUUGGAUAUGGCAUGAAAUACUUUGGAUACAUUUUUUUAAAUAGAAAACUCGAAAAAGAUAGAGAAAUUAUUAGUGAAGGAAUAAAAAGGCUUAAGAAAAAUAAUGAAUAUGAUCUUUUAUUUUUUCCUGAAGGUACUUAUUUAGAUUCUGUAAGCAGUCAAGUGUGUAAAGAAUACAUGGAUAAAAAUCCAUGUAUUCUUAAUGGACAGAUAUUUCGACCCACAGAAGUUUUAUUGCCCCGUGUUACAGGAUUUAAUCUUAUAAAAGAAUCUCUUAAUGGAGAUGCUGAUGGAAUUAUAGAUAUUACAAUGUUAGUAAAUCCUUACAAGAAAUAUCCACAGGAUUAUUACACAUACACAAAAACAUUAACGGAUUUUACAGACAGGGUAGGUUUUGUAUUUUAUUUAGAUUACAUAGAAAAUUAUAAUGAUAAAAAUUUUAUUUAUAAAAGAUUUAAAAUUAAAGAUGAUAUUUUCAAGGUUUAUAAAAAACUAAAAAACAAAAGAAUUUCAUCUUUAUGUGAAUUUAAAAUGUUAACACAAAAAAUUAAAAAAGAAAAUGAUACAUUUAAGUAUGAAAUAAUAUACGUUCAUUCGGAAUGGGCACCAUUUUUUUAUACAAUAUUUAUAUAUACAGUACUUUUUGGCUAUCGCCUAUGUAAGAAAUAA
Messenger RNA from Vairimorpha ceranae, 1038 nucleotides. RefSeq names its product 1-acyl-sn-glycerol-3-phosphate acyltransferase. The transcript has a single exon. Bases 1 to 1038 code for a protein of 345 amino acids. The record is from RefSeq and is a predicted model, not a curated record. Gene Ontology annotation, molecular function: acyltransferase activity. Gene Ontology annotation, cellular component: endomembrane system. Lineage: Eukaryota; Fungi; Microsporidia; Nosematidae.